AUGACCAAAACCCUACAACAUGUGGACUAUGAGGAUGUCGUUGUAUUAUUGCCCUUAGAUGGACAGAACCCUGGUGAGGAUAAGACAGUGUUGAUCUGGGGUGCCAGUAGCUGUGUUGGCUCUUGCGGUGUGCAAUUAGCUGCGCAUGCAGGGUACGAGAUCUUUGGAAUUGCAAGCAGGAGAAAUCACGAAAUGGUCAAGAGCUUGGGUGCGGUUGCGUGUUUUGAUCAAAGUGAACCAGAUCUCAUUGAAGAUAUUGUGCAGGCCCUGAAAGGAAAGGCUGUGGCCGGCGCUUUCGACGCCAAUCACAACAACGAGACUCUGGAAAAGCUUUGCGAGAUUCUCCACAAAGUCGACCAGAGAAAGCUUAUAGCAUCGAUUUCACCUGGUGCAGAAGCAAAGGGCACAAAAGGAGUGAAGAUCAUCACCAAUUUUGCCACAAUUGGAGUUGAAAGUGAGGUUCCUAAGUUCAUCUGGCAAUGGAUCAACAAAGCAAUGGAGAGCAACACGAUAAAGUAUAUGCCACAGCCGGAAAUCGUUGGAAAAGGGCUGAAUGGCUUACAAAAGGCCGUUGAGUUGUUGAGCAAGGGCGUCAGCGCGAAGAAACUGGUGGUUUCCAUUUGA
Messenger RNA from Exophiala aquamarina CBS 119918, 624 nucleotides. RefSeq lists its product as uncharacterized. Lineage: Eukaryota; Fungi; Ascomycota; Eurotiomycetes; Chaetothyriales; Herpotrichiellaceae. The coding region runs from base 1 to 624 and encodes 207 amino acids. The transcript is spliced from 2 exons. The record is from RefSeq and is a predicted model, not a curated record. Gene Ontology annotation, molecular function: oxidoreductase activity, acting on NAD(P)H.